This is a messenger RNA of Miscanthus lutarioriparius, 2091 nucleotides long. Lineage: Eukaryota; Viridiplantae; Streptophyta; Magnoliopsida; Poales; Poaceae. The record is from the annotation of a GenBank genome assembly.
AUGGCUACUUUCCCGGUUACCACCUCUCCCCAUCCUCACCAGAGCACUCCACCACCCACAGCCGGCCACCUCCGCCUGCCAACAGCCACCUCUGCCGAUGCCGCCCUCGCCACCCUCUCCGCCUUCCUCUCCUCCGGCCGCCUCACGACCUCCUCCCCCUCCGUCCUCCCCCGCACCCUCCGCGCCGCCGCCGACCUCCGCCUCCCGCGGCUCGGCCUGCAGCUCCACGCCUUCCUCAUCAAGACCCGCCUCCUUGCCGACCCCUUCUCGGCCUCCGCACUCCUUCACCUCUACUCCACCCUCGCCCCGCUGCACCGCACCCGCCUCCUCUUCGACAGGAUCCCCAAGUCCACCUACCCCGUCCCCUGGAACACCAUGAUCCUACGGUACGCGCAAGAUGGAUUCUUGGAUGAGGCGUUCGAGCUGAUGGUGGCAAUGGAGGAAUCCGGCGUCCCCAUUGGUGCGUCCACCUGGAACGCCGUCAUCGCUGGGUGCGUCCGUGCCGGGAACGGAGAGCUCGCCAUCGAGCUGCUAGGCAAAAUGGUUUCGGUUGGGGGAGUUGUGCCUAAUGUGGCCACGUUUAACACCGUGCUCCAUGUGAUUUCGGUGUUGCGUGGGGUGGACGUGCUCCGAGAGAUGCACGCAUUUGUGCUGCGCCACGCUGAGGUUGUGGGGCUUGGGCCUGUGGAUUUGGAUCGACUCCAGGAAUCCCUGGCCGCAGGAUACAUGUGCAGCUCCUGUGUUCAGUACGCAGGCCGUGUGUUUCGUGAUGUCAGGAUAACUACCUGCUUCCUGGGCAACCUGAUGAUAUCGGGAUUUCUUGAUACGGGGCAGAGGAAUCAAGCCUUCGGUGUUUUCCGAGAAAUGGCAUUUGGCUGUGGUUAUGAAGCUCGGCAUCUGCCAUCUGUUUCGCUUACGCUGGUCCUCCCUGAGGUCAAUCUGGCAACAAAGAGAGGCUUAGAGAUCCAUGCUUAUGGGUAUCGCCAUGGUUUUGAGUGUGACACCUCGGUCUGCAAUGCCUUGAUGGCAAUGUAUGCGAAAAGGGACAAGAUAUGCCUGGCAGACAAGAUUUUCCAAGGAUUGGAUAAUAAGGAUGUCGUGUCAUGGAAUACUAUGAUUUCAAGUUAUGCUACAGUCCAUGAUUUUGAUCUUUCAUUUGAGCUGUUCCGUGAAAUGCAACGUAAUGAUACCAGGCCUGAUGACUAUACAUUUACAUCGGUGCUUAAUGCCUGCAGCUUUGCCUGCAAUCAUAGGACAGUAAUGGCAUUGCACGGGCAAAUGAUAAGAAUGGGGCUUUGUCAUUCCUAUGUUGAUGAUAUGAAUUCUCUCAUGGAUGCUUAUGGAAAGUGUGGUUUCAUUGAUGAAGCUCAAAAUAUAUUUGAUGAGACUGAUCGGAAAGAUACAAUUUCGUGGAAUAUCAUCAUCUCGUGCUAUGGCUACAGCGGUUUUCCUCAACGAGCAAUCAGGCUUUUCCAUCAGAUGCAAGAUCAAGGCUACAAACCUACUAGAGUCACUUUUAUUGCUGUGCUGGCGGCGUGCAGCCAUGCGGGCUUAGUGGACGAAGCACUGCAUUAUUUUGAGGGAAUGCACAGAGACUACAAUAUUACUGCUGAUGAGGCUCACUAUGCCUGCAUCAUUGACUGUUUUGGCAGAGCAGGUCAGCUCAAACAGGCUUAUGAAUUCAUCAGAGGAAUGCCAGUAGUUCCAAAUGCUUGUGUGUGGGGUGCCUUACUUAGCAGUUGCAGGAUGCACGGAAAUAUAGGCCUAGCAGAAAUUGCGACGAAGAAGCUCAUUGAGCUGGAUCCUCAGCAUUCUGGAUACUGGAUGUUGCUAAAAGACAUCUACGCGAAAGCCAUGAGAUGGAAUGAUGUUUCACAACUUCGAACUGCUAUGAGAGAUAAGGGCAUUAAGAAGUGCCCAGGUUAUAGCUGGAUUGAGGUUCGAGAUAGUGAGGUCCACAGAUUCCUUACUGCUGACAAGCUUCACACACAAGGCCAUCAGAUAUACGAAGUACUAGGUGGGUUAACCGAGCAGUUGAUGGAUGAAGGAUAUGAACCUAAAAUAGAUGUCGAUUUGACAUAUACUGAAUGA